CUAUCGAGUAUCCGGCGUGAGGUAUCGUUUUGGCAAAGGAGUUGAAGCUGAUGCAAUUUUACGCAUAUAUUUCCGAGAUAUAAGGCGAGUUUACCAGUAAAAUCGUAGUCACAAAGCAAAUAAGAUGCCAGCCGAUCAAAUGGCAGAGUUAACCUUGGGUGCUAUCUUCACGUCGGAGAAGAAGGGCAGCGAUGAGUCGGGCGAUGGCAGUGAAUCUAAGCCGUUUAAGACCAUUCUGCAGGCGAUGCGUCACGCUGGCAAGGAGCCAUUUCCCACCAUUUACGUGGACAGCAAGGAUCCCAAUGCUGCGGAGCCCUACGAGCCGGCUGCCAAAUCCCAGCUGAAGAAGAUCCAGAAACUCUUCGUUCGCGAAUCCCACAAGAAUGCCGAAAAGCAGCAGCGCGAGGCCGACGAUGCGGAGAAACGCCAACAAAAUCUGGAUGAAGCACGCAAGAUAAAGAUCUCGGAGGAUUCCAGUCUGCCGGCGGCCCGAAAAAUUCGCAUUUUCGAGGGCACCUCCAGCCGGGAUUCUCGCGUCAAGAUCUACGGCUGGGUGCAUCGCCUGAGGCGUCAGGGUAAAUCCCUGAUCUUCAUCACCCUGCGCGAUGGCACCGGUUUCCUGCAGUGUGUCCUCAACGAUCAGCUCUGCCAGACCUACGAUGCCCUCACCCUGAGCACGGAGAGCUCUGUGGUGCUGUUCGGCACGCUAAAGUUGGUUCCUGAGGGCAAAACCGCACCUGGUGGCCACGAGCUCAACGUGGACUACUGGGAACUGAUUGGUCUGGCUCCGCCCGGCGGUGCCGAUGCCAUUCUCAACGAGGAAGCCCAACCGGAUGUGCAGCUGGACAACCGGCACAUCAUGAUUCGUGGCGAGAACACCUCAAAGGUGCUCAAGAUGCGUUCCGUGGUCGCACAGGCUUUCCGUGCGCAUUACGAGUCACGUGGCUACAACGAGGUGACGCCACCGACUCUAGUGCAGACCCAGGUGGAGGGUGGCUCCACGCUCUUCAAGCUGAAGUACUUUGGCGAGGAGGCGUACCUUACCCAGAGUUCGCAGCUCUAUCUGGAGACCUGCCUGCCGGCUUUGGGCGAUGUCUUUACCAUUUCACAGAGUUAUCGGGCCGAGCAGAGUCGCACACGUCGCCAUUUGGCUGAAUAUUCUCACGUCGAGGCCGAGUGUCCAUUCAUCACGUUCGAUGAGCUCCUGGAUCGACUGGAGGAUCUGGUCUGCGAUGUGGUGGAUCGUGUUUUGAAGUCCCCCUGGGGCUAUUUGGUCAAGGAGCUUAACCCCGAUUUCAAGCCGCCGCAGAAGCCAUUCCGUCGCAUGAACUACGUGGAUGCGAUCAAGUGGCUGAAGGAGAACAACGUGACCAAGGACGAUGGCACGUUUUACGAGUUUGGCGAGGAUAUUCCCGAGGCUCCGGAGCGCAAGAUGACCGACACCAUCAACGAACCAAUUAUGCUCUGCCGUUUCCCGGCGGAAAUCAAGUCCUUCUAUAUGCAGCGCUGCAAGGAGGAUCAGCGUUUGACCGAAAGCGUGGACGUGCUGCUGCCAAAUGUGGGCGAAAUUGUGGGUGGAUCGAUGAGGAUCUACGACAGCGAGGAGCUGCUCAAGGGUUACGCACGCGAGGGUAUUGAUCCCACGCCCUACUACUGGUACACGGACCAGCGCCUCUACGGUACGAUGCCCCAUGGCGGCUAUGGUUUGGGACUGGAGCGCUUCCUCUGCUGGCUGCUCAACCGCUACCACAUCCGCGAGGUGUGUCUGUAUCCCCGUUUCCUUGACAGAUGCAAGCCCUAAGCAGUGGAAUACCAGUUUUUCCAUCAGCCAGCAUUUAAAACAAAAUUUAACAACAUCUUGCGACACUUAAUUGUAGCUUCUGCUAUUGAGAAAUGAAAUUUAUUACACUUAUCUGUAUAACUAACCAUGAAUAAAGGCCGCGCCUAUGCUUCAUUUAAA
Messenger RNA from Drosophila elegans, 1960 nucleotides. RefSeq names its product asparagine--tRNA ligase, cytoplasmic (gene AsnRS). The coding region runs from base 125 to 1801 and encodes 558 amino acids. The record is from RefSeq and is a predicted model, not a curated record. Gene Ontology annotation, molecular function: asparagine-tRNA ligase activity; ATP binding; nucleic acid binding. Lineage: Eukaryota; Metazoa; Arthropoda; Insecta; Diptera; Drosophilidae. Gene Ontology annotation, cellular component: cytoplasm. The transcript is spliced from 2 exons. Gene Ontology annotation, biological process: asparaginyl-tRNA aminoacylation.